CUCUCCCGCGCCGUCCUGCUGGCCACCAUGGGGCUGCCACUGGCCCGCCUGGUGGCCCUCUGCCUGGCCCUGACCUGGGCCGGGGGCGCGGAGCUCCAGAGAGAAGGCAGAACCCGGAACCACGGCCACAACGUCUGCAGCACCUGGGGCGACUUCCACUACAAGACCUUCGACGGCGACGUCUUCCGCUUCCCGGGCCUGUGCGACUACAACUUCGCCUCCGACUGCCGGGACGCCUACAAGGAGUUCGCUGUGCACCUGAGACGGGGCCCCGGCGGCAGUGGGGGCCCCUCCCAGGUCGAGUACAUCCUGCUGACGGUCAAGGACGACACCAUCUACCUCACUCAGCAGCUGGUCGUGGUGAACGGGGCCAUGGUCAGCACCCCGCACUAUAGCCCGGGGCUGCUCAUUGAGAGGAGUGCCAUCUACACCAAGGUCUAUUCCCGAGCUGGCCUUGCUCUCGUGUGGAACAGAGAGGACUCGGUCAUGCUGGAGCUGGACAGUAAGUUCCAGAACCACACGUGUGGCCUCUGCGGAGACUACAACGGCCUGCAGACCUACUCAGAGUUCCUCUCGGAGGGCAUCCCCUUCAGCCCCUUGGAGUUCGGGAACAUGCAGAAGAUCAACAAGCCCGAGGAGAAGUGUGACGACCCCGAGGAGGCACAGGCCAAGCUGUCCUGCUCUGAGCACCGUGCCGAGUGCGAGAGGCUGCUGACGGACGUGGCCUUCGAGGACUGCCAGGGGCUGGUGCCACUGGAGCUGUACGUGCAGGCCUGCGUGCAGGACCGCUGUCAGUGCCCGCAGGGCACCUCCUGCGUCUGCAGCACGAUCGCCGAGUUCUCCCGCCAGUGCUCCCACGCCGGUGGGCGGCCUGGGAACUGGAGGACCGCCAAGCUCUGCCCUAAGAGCUGCCCUGGGAACAUGGUUUACCUGGAGAGCAGCUCGCCCUGCGUGGACACCUGCUCGCACCUGGAGGUCAGCAGCCUGUGCGAGGAACACCGCAUGGAUGGCUGUUUCUGCCCAGAAGGCACUGUGUAUGAUGACAUCGCGGGCAGAGGCUGCAUCCCCGUGAGCCAGUGUCACUGCAAGCUGCACGGGCACCAGUAUGCGCCCGGCCAGCAGGUCACCAACAACUGCGAGCAAUGUGUCUGCAACGCUGGCCGCUGGGUGUGCCAGGACCUGCAGUGCCCUGGGGCCUGUGCCCUGGAGGGCGGCUCCCACAUCACCACCUUCGAUGGGAGGAAGUACACGUUCCACGGGGACUGCUACUACGUGCUGACCAAGGGCACCCACAACGACUCCUACGCCAUCCUGGGUGAGCUGACCCCCUGCGGCUCCACAGACAAGCAGACCUGCCUGAAGACAGUGGUGCUGCUGGCCGACAACAAGAAGAACGUGGUGCUCUUCAAGUCGGACGGCAGCGUCCUGCUGAACGAGCUGCAGGUCAACCUGCCCCACGUGACAGCGAGCUUCUCCAUCUUCCAACCAUCCUCCCACCACCUCCUCGUGGACACGGCCUUCGGCCUCAGGCUGCAGGUGCAGCUGGCGCCCAUGAUGCAGCUCUUCCUGACGCUGGACCAGGCCGCCCAGGGGCGCGUGCAGGGCCUCUGCGGGAACUUCAACGGCCUGGAAGGCGAUGAUUUCAAGACGGCCGGUGGGCUGGUGGAGGCCACGGGCGCCGGCUUCGCCAACACCUGGAAGGCCCAGUCGAGCUGCCACGACAAGGUGGACUGGCUGGACGACCCCUGCUCCCUCAACAUCGAGAGUGCCAACUACGCGGAGCACUGGUGCUCCCUGUUGAAGAAGACGGGGACCCCGUUUGGCAGGUGCCACUCCGCCGUGGACCCAGCCGAGUAUUACAAGAGGUGCAAAUACGACACGUGCAACUGCCAGAACACUGAAGACUGCCUGUGUGCCGCCCUGUCCUCCUACGCCCGCGCCUGUGCCGCCAAGGGCAUCAUGCUGUGGGGCUCGGAGCACGUCUGCAACAAGGACGUGGGCUCCUGCCCCCAGUCACAGAUCUUUCGGUACAACCUGACCACCUGCCAGCAGACCUGCCGCUCGCUGUCCGAGGCUGACGCCCACUGCCUGGAGGGCUUUGCGCCCGUGGACGGCUGCGGCUGCCCCGACCAAACCUUCCUGGACGAGAAGGGCCGCUGCGUGCCCCUGGCCAAGUGCUCCUGCUACCACCGCGGCCUCUACCUGGAGGCGGGGGAGGUGGUCCUGAGGCAGGAGGAGCGAUGCGUCUGCCGGUCCGGGAGGCUACACUGUGUACCGGUCAAGCUGCUGGGCCAGAGCUGUGAGGCCCCAAAGAUCCACGUCGACUGCAACAACCUGACGGCGCUGGCCAUCCGGAACCCCAGGCCCGUCAGCUGCCAGACGCUGGCUGCCGGCUAUUACCAGACAGAGUGCGUCAGCGGCUGCGUGUGCCCUGAGGGCCUGAUUGACGAUGGCCGGGGCGGCUGCGUGGUGGAGGAGGCGUGCCCGUGUGUGCACAACGAGGACCUGUACUCCCCCGGGGACAGGAUCAGGGUGGACUGCAACACCUGCACCUGCCGGAAAGGGCGCUGGGCGUGCACCCAGUCCGUGUGCCACGGCACCUGUGCCAUCUACGGGAGCGGCCACUACAUCACCUUUGACGGGAAGUACUAUGACUUUGAUGGACACUGCUCCUACGUGGCCGUUCAGGACUACUGUGGCCAGAAGUCCCAGGGCUCCUUCAGCAUCAUCACGGAGAACGUCCCUUGUGGCACCACGGGUGUCACCUGCUCCAAGGCCAUCAAGAUCUUCCUGGGGAGGACUGAGCUGAAGCUGGAGGACAAACACCGAACGGUGAUCCAGCGCGAUGUGGGCCACCAUGUGGCCUACACCACGCGGGAGGUGGGCCAGUACCUGGUGGUGGAGGCCAGCGUUGGCGUCAUCGUCAUCUGGGACAAGAAGACCACCGUCUUCAUCAAGCUGGCCCCCUCCUACAAGGGCACGGUGUGCGGCCUGUGCGGGAACUUCGACCAGCGAUCCAACAACGACUUCACCACCCGAGACCACAUGGUGGUGGACAGCGAGCUGGACUUUGGUAACAGCUGGAAGGAGGCCUCCGCCUGUCCGGACGUGAGCACCAUUCCAGUGCCCUGCUCCCUGAACCCGCACCGCCGCUCCUGGGCGGAGAAGCAGUGCAGCCUCAUCAAGAGCAAAGUCUUCCGCGCCUGCCACAGCAAGGUGGACCCCAAGCCCUUCUAUGAGGCCUGCGUCCACGACUCGUGCUCCUGUGACACUGGAGGGGACUGUGAGUGCUUCUGCUCUGCCGUGGCUUCCUACGCCCAGGAGUGCACCAAGGAGGGAGCCUGCGUGUUCUGGAGGACGCCAGACCUGUGCCCCAUAUUCUGCGACUACUAUAACCCCCCGGACGAGUGUGAGUGGCACUACGAGCCCUGCGGGAACCGAAGCUUCGAGACCUGUAGGACCAUCAACGGCAUCCACUCCAACAUCUCCGUGUCCUACUUGGAGGGCUGCUACCCCCGGUGCCCCAAGAACAGGCCCAUCUUCGACGAGGACCGUAAGAAGUGUGUCCCGGCGGACAAGUGCGGUUGCUACCUUGAGGACAUUCACUACCCACCCGGAGCGUCUGUGCCCCCGGAGCACGACUGCCAGGCUUGCCUGUGUACGGCCUCCUCACAAGUUGUCUGCUGGCCUGAGGAAGGGAAGAUUGUCAACUACACCCAGGACGGCUCUUUCUGCUACUGGGAGAUCUGCGGCCCCAAUGGGACACUGGUGCCGCACUUCAAUGUCUGUGUUUCAACCCCCUCGACCCCCACCACCAGCCCCACCACCGCCACCAGCCCCUCCACCGCCACCAGCCCCUCCACCACCACCAGCACCACUUGGACUCCCAGCACAGUGCCGCCGCCCUCUGCGACCUCGCCACGUCUCUGCUGCGUCUGGUCCGACUGGAUCAACGACCACCACCCCAGCGGCGACAGUGAUGGUGGGGACCACGAGACAUUCGACCACGUCUGCAGGGCCCCCCAGGACAUCCAGUGCAGGGCUGCCACGGAGCCCCACCUCGGCUGGACGGAGCUGGACCAGGAGGCCCAGUGUAACAUCUCCUUUGGGUUCAUUUGCAAGAAUGAAGACCAGUUUGGAAAGGGACCAUUUGGACUCUGCUACGACUACGAGAUACGGGUCUACUGCUGCCUGCCAAUGGAGGAGUGCCCCACGACCACGCCGCCGCCCACGCCCAGCUCCAGCACGCCCACCGUGCCAACCACCACCCCCAUUCCGCCCACCACCACCCCUACCCCGCCAACUACCACCCCCACUCCCAGCCCGCCAAGCACCACUUCCACCACUCCGCCAACCACCACCCCCGUUCCGCCAACCACCACCCCUACACCACCAACUACCACCCCCAUCUCCACUCCACCAACCACCACUUCCACCACUCCGCCAACCACUACUCCCAUUUCACCCACCACCACCCCUACCCCGCCAACUACCACCCCCACUCCCACCCCGCUAAGCACCACUUCCACCACUCCACCAACCACUACUCCCAUUCCGUCAACCACCUCCACUACUCCGCCAACUACCACCCCCAUCUCCACUCCACCAAGCACCACUUCCACCACUCCGCCAACCACCACCCCCAUUCCGACAACCACCACCACCACCCCACCAACUACCACCCCCAUCUCCACUCCACCAAGCACCACUUCCACCACUCCGCCAACCACCACCCCCAUUCCGACAACCACCACCACCACCCCACCAACUACCACCCCCACUCCCAGCCCGCCAAGCACCACUUCCACCACUCCGCCAACCACCACUCCCUUUCCGCCAACCACCUCCACUACUCCGCCUCCGACAACCACCACCACCACCCCACCAACUACCACCCCCACUCCCAGCCCGCCAAGCACCACUUCCACCACUCCGCCAACAACCACUCCCUUUCCGCCAACCACCUCCACUACUCCGCCAACUACCACCCCCAUCUCCACUCCACCAAGCACCACUUCCACCACUCCGCCAACCACCACCCCCAUUCCGACAACCACCACCACCACCCCACCAACUACCACCCCCAUCUCCACUCCACAAAGCACCACUUCCACCACGCCGCCAACCACCACCCCCAUUCCGACAACCACCACCACCACCCCACCAACUACCACCCCCACUCCCAGCCCGCCAAGCACCACUUCCACCACUCCGCCAACCACCACUCCCUUUCCGCCAACCACCUCCACUACUCCGCCAACUACCACCCCCAUCUCCACUCCACAAAGCACCACUUCCACCACUCCGCCAACCACUACUCCCAUUUCACCCACCACCACCCCUACCCCGCCAACUACCACCCCCACUCCCACCCCGCUAAGCACCACUUCCACCACUCCGCCAACCACUACUCCCAUUCCGCCAACCACCUCCACUACCCCACCAACUACCACCCCCACUCCCACCCCGCUAAGCACCACAUCCACCACGCCGCCACCGACCUCCACCUUGACAUCCACGCCUCCCCCAGUAUCGACCACCACAGUGACUCCGUGUCUGCCUCAGUGCAAGUGGACUGGCUGGCUGGAUUCUGGUAAACCGAGCUUUGACAAGACGGGCGGAGACUUUGAAUCCCUUGAGGACAUCUGUGAGUUGGGCUGGGCAGCCGACAUCUCCUGCAGAGCCGCCAUGUAUCCCAGCGUUCCCAUCCAAGAGCUGGGACAGACCGUCCUGUGCAACACCUCGGUUGGGCUCGUGUGCAGAAACCAAGACCAGAAGCCAGGGGGAGCCAUUCCCAUGCCUUACUGCCUCAACUAUGAGAUCAACGUCUACUGCUGUGAACUUCUAGAUGGGUGUGUCUCCACAACACUGACCACCACCACCUCAUCAACCACCACCCCCAUCACCACUCUACCAACCACCACUUCUACCACUCCGCCAACCACCACCCCCAUUCCGCCAACCACCACCCUUACACCACCAACUACCACCCCCAUCUCCACUCCACCAACCACCACUUCCACCACUCCGCCAACCACUACUCCCUUUCCGCCAACCACCUCCACUACCCCGCCAACUACCACCCCCACUCCCAGCCCGCCAAGCACCACUUCCACCACACCGCCAACCACCACUCCGUUUCCGCCAACCACCUCCACUACUCCGCCAACUACCACCCCCAUCUCCACUCCACAAAGCACCACUUCCACCACUCCGCCAACCACCACCCCCGUUCCGACAACCACCACCCUUACACCACCAACUACCACCCCCAUCUCCACUCCACCAACCACCACUUCCACCACUCCGCCAACCACUACUCCCUUUCCGCCAACCACCUCCACUACUCCGCCAACUACCACCCCCAUCUCCAUUCCACAAAGCACCACUUCCACCACUCCACCAACCACCACCCCCAUUCCGACAACCACCACCACCACCCCCACUCCCACACCGCCAAGCACCACUUCCACCACUCCGCCAACCACUACUCCCUUUCCACCAACCACCUCCACUACCCCACCAACUACCACCCCCACUCCCACCCCGCCAAGCACCACUUCCACCACUCCGCCAACCACCACCCCCGUUCCGACAACCAUCACCCUUACACCACCAACUACCACCCCCAUCUCCACUCCACCAACCACCACUUCCACCACUCCGCCAACCACCACCCCCGUUCCGACAACCACCUCCACUACUCCGCCAACUACCACCCCCAUCUCCAUUCCACAAAGCACCACUUCCACCACUCCGCCAACCACCACCCCCAUUCCGACAACCACCACCACCACCCCCACUCCCAGUCCGCCAAGCACCACUUCCACCACUCCGCCAACCACCACUCCCUUUCCGCCAACCACCUCCACUACUCCGCCAACUACCACCCCCAUCUCCACUCCACAAAGCACCACUUCCACCACUCCGCCAACCACCACCCCCAUUCCGACAACCACCACCACCACCUCACCAGCUACCACCCCCACUCCCAGCCCGCCAAGCACCACUUCCACCACUCCGCCAACCACUACUCCCUUUCCGCCAACCACCUUCACUACCCCACCAACUACCACCCCCACUCCCAGCCCGCCAAGCACCACUUCCACCACUCCGCCAACCACCACCCCCGUUCCGACAACCAUCACCCUUACACCACCAACUACCACCCCCAUCUCCACUCCACCAACCACCACUUCCACCACUCCGCCAACCACCACUCCCUUUCCGCCAACCACCUCCACUACUCCGCCAACUACCACCCCCAUCUCCAUUCCACAAAGCACCACUUCCACCACUCCGCCAACCACCACCCCCAUUCCGACAACCACCACCACCACCCCCACUCCCAGCCCGCCAAGCACCACUUCCACCACUCCGCCAACCACCACUCCCUUUCCGCCAACCACCUCCACUACUCCGCCAACUACCACCCCAUCUCCACCACAAAGCACCACUUCCACCACUCCGCCAACCACCACCCCCAUUCCGACAACCACCACCACCCCCUCACCAACUACCACCCCCUCUCCCAGCCCGCCAAGCACCACUUCCACCACUCCGCCAACCACCACUCCCUUUCCGCCAACCACCUCCACUACUCCGCCAACUACCACCCCCAUCUCCACUCCACAAAGCACCACUUCCACCACUCCGCCAACCACUACUCCCUUUCCGACCACCACCACCCCUACCCCGCCAACUACCACCCCCACUCCCACCCCGCUAAGCACCACUUCCACCACUCCGCCAACCACUACUCCCUUUCCGCCAACCACCUCCACUACCCCACCAACUACCACCCCCAUCUCCACUCCACAAAGCACCACUUCCACCACUCCGCCAACCACCACCCCCGUUCCGACAACCACCACCCUUACACCACCAACUACCACCCCCAUCUCCACUCCACCAACCACCACUUCCACCACUCCGCCAACCACCACCCCCAUUCCGACAACCACCACCACCACCCCACCAACUACCACCCCCACUCCCAGCCCGCCAAGCACCACUUCCACCACUCCGCCAACCACUACUCCCUUUCCGCCAACCACCUCCACUACCCCGCCAACUACCACCCCCUCUCCCAGCCCGCCAAGCACCACUUCCACCACUCCACCAACCACCACUCCCUUUCCGCCAACCACCUCCACUACCCCAACUACCACCCCCACUACCACCCCGCUAAGCACCACUUCCACCACUCCGCCAACCACUACUCCCAUUCCGCCAACCACAACCCCUACCCCACCAACUAACCCCACUCCCACCCCACCAACCACCACUUCCACUCCGCCAACCACCACAUCCACCACGCCGCCACCGACCUCCACCUUGACAUCCACGCCUCCCCCAGUAUCGACCACCACAGUGACUCCGUGUCUGCCUCAGUGCAAGUGGACUGGCUGGCUGGAUUCUGGUAAACCGAGCUUUGACAAGACGGGCGGAGACUUUGAAUCCCUUGAGGACAUCUGUGAGUUGGGCUGGGCAGCCGACAUCUCCUGCAGAGCCGCCAUGUAUCCCAGCGUUCCCAUCCAAGAGCUGGGACAGACCGUCCUGUGCAACACCUCGGUUGGGCUCAUGUGCAGAAACCAAGACCAGAAGCCAGGGGGAGCCAUUCCCAUGCCUUACUGCAUCAACUAUGAGAUCAACGUUUACUGCUGUGAACUUCUAGAUGGGUGUGUCUCCACAACACUGACCACCACCACCUCAUCAACCACCACCCCCAUCACCACUCUACCAACCACCACUUCUACCACUCCGCCAACCACCACCCCCAUUCCGCCAACCACCACCCUUACACCACCAACUACCACCCCCAUCUCCACUCCACCAACCACCACUUCCACCACUCCGCCAACCACUACUCCCUUUCCGCCAACCACCUCCACUACCCCGCCAACUACCACCCCCACUCCCAGCCCGCCAAGCACCACUUCCACCACACCGCCAACCACCACUCCGUUUCCGCCAACCACCUCCACUACUCCGCCAACUACCACCCCCAUCUCCACUCCACAAAGCACCACUUCCACCACUCCGCCAACCACCACCCCCGUUCCGACAACCACCACCCUUACACCACCAACUACCACCCCCAUCUCCACUCCACCAACCACCACUUCCACCACUCCGCCAACCACUACUCCCUUUCCGCCAACCACCUCCACUACCCCGCCAACUACCACCCCACUCAGCCCGCCAAGCACCACUUCCACCACUCCGCCAACCACUACUCCCAUUCCGCCAACCACAACCCCUACCCCACCAACUACCACCCCCAUCUCCACUCCACAAAGCACCACUUCCACCACUCCGCCAACCACCACCCCCAUUCCGACAACCACCACCCUUACACCACCAACUACCACCCCCAUCUCCACUCCACCAAGCACCACUUCCACCACUCCGCCAACCACCACUCCCUUUCCACCAACCACCUCCACUACUCCGCCAACUACCACCCCCAUCUCCAUUCCACAAAGCACCACUUCCACCACUCCGCCAACCACCACCCCCAUUCCGACAACCACCACCACCACCCCACCGACUACCACCCCCAUCUCCACUCCACCAAGCACCACUUCCACCACUCCGCCAACCACCACCCCCAUUCCGACAACCACCACCACCACACCAACUACCACCCCCAUCUCCAUUCCACUAUCCACCACUUCCACCACUCCACUAACCACUACUCCCAUUCCGCCCACCACCACCCAUACCCCACCAACUACCACCCCCAUCUCCACUCCACCAACCACCACUUCCACCACUCCACCAACCACUACUCCCAUUUCUCCAACCACCUCCACUACCCCGCCAACUAACCCCAUCUCCACCCCGCUAAGCACCACUUCCACCUCUCCGCCAACCACUACUCCCAUUCUGCCCACCACCACCCCUGUCCCAACAACUACCACCCCCACUCCCAGCCCGCCAAGCACCACUUUCACCACUCCGCCAACCACUACUUCCAUUCCUCCAACCACCACCCCUGCCCCAACAACUACCACCCCCAUCUCCACUCUACCAACCACCAUUUCCACUCCGCUAACAACCACAUCCACCACGCUGCCACCGACCUCCACCUCGGCAUCCAUGCCUCCCCCAGUAUCGACCACCACAAUGACACCGCCUACUCCGUGUCUGCCUCAGUGCAAGUGGACUGGCUGGGUGGAUUCUGAUAAACCAAACGUUAACAAGACAGAUGGAGACUUUGAAUCCCUUGAGAACAUCUGUGGGUUGGGCUGGGCAGACGACAUCUCCUGUAGAGCCGCAAUGCUUCCCAGGAUUCCCAUCCAAGAGCUUGGACAGACUGUUGUGUGCAACACCUCAGUUGGGCUCGUGUGCAGAAACCAAGACCAGAAGCCAGUGGGAGCCAGUCCCACAUCUUACUGCCUCAACUAUGAGAUCAACGUCUACUGCUGUGAUCUUCCAGAUUACUGUGUCUUCACAUCAUCGACCACCACUGCAGAGACCCCAACCACGAGUCCUACCACUACCUCAACAGAGACUUCAUCCUCAACACCCACAACUACAGUGACUCUAACUCCAACACCUACGAGAACUUCAACUGGGACUCCAACUCCAGCCUCCACCACUAUAGAGACCACCGUCACGGAGACACCAACCCCAACACCCACCACCACUUCAACUGGAACCCCAACUCCAAGCCCCACCACCACUUCAACUGGAACCCCAACUCCGACACCCACCACCACUUCAACUGGAACCCCAACUCCAACACCCACCACAUCAACUGGGACCCCAACUCCAACACCUACCACCACUUCAACUGGAACCCCAACUCCGACACCCACCACUUCAACUGGAACCCCAACUCCGACACCUACCACCACAUCAACUGAGACCCCAACCCCAAGCCCCACCACCACUUCAACUGGAACCCCAACUCCAACACCCACCACAUCAACUGGGACCCCAACUCCGACACCCACCACCACAUCAACUGGGACCCCAACUCCAAGCCCCACCACCACUUCAACUGGAACCCCAACUCCGACACCCACCACCACAUCAACUACCCCAACUCCGACACCUACCACCACUUCAACUGGAACCCCAACUCCAACACCCACCACCACAUCAACUGGGACCCCAACUCCAAGCCCCACCACCACUUCAACUGGAACCCCAACUCCAACACCCACCACAUCAACUGGGACUCCAACUCCGACACCUACCACCACAUCAACUGGAACCCCAACUCCGACACCCACCACCACAUCAACUGGGACCCCAACUCCAAGCCCCACCACCACUUCAACUGGAACCCCAACUCCAACACCCACCACAUCAACUGCGACCCCAACUCCGACACCUACCACCACAUCAACUGGAACCCCAACUCCGACACCCACCACCACAUCAACUGGGACCCCAACUCCAACACCCACCACCACAUCAACUGGGACCCCAACUCCAAGCCCCACCACCACUUCAACUGGAACCCCAACUCCAACACCCACCACAUCAACUGGGACUCCAACUCCGACAUCUACCACCACAUCAACUGGAACCCCAACUCCGACACCCACCACCACAUCAACUGGGACCCCAACUCCAAGCCCCACCACCACAUCAACUGGAACCCCAACUCCGACACCCACCACCACUUCAACUGGAACCCCAACUCCAACACCCACCACAUCAACUGGGACCCCAACUCCAACACCUACCACCACUUCAACUGGAACCCCAACUCUGACACCCACCACUUCAACUGGAACCCCAACUCCGACACCUACCACCACAUCAACUGAGACCCCAACCCCAAGCCCCACCACCACUUCAACUGGAACCCCAACUCCGACACCUACCACCACUUCAACUGGAACUCCAACUCUGACACCCACCAAAUCAACUGGGACUCCAACUCCGACACCUACCGCCACUUCAACUGGAACCCCAACUCCAACACCCACCACAUCAACUGCGACCCCAACUCCGACAUCUACCACCACUUCAACUGGAACCCCAACUCCAACACCCACCACCACAUCAACUGGGACCCCAACUCCAAGCCCCACCACCACAUCAACUGGAACCCCAACUCCGACACCCACCACCACAUCAACUGUGACCCCAACUCCAACAUCUACCACCACAUCAACUGGAACCCCAACUCCAACACCCACCACCACAUCAACUGGGACCCCAACUCCAACAUCUACCACCACUUCAACUGUAACCCCAACUCCAACACCCACCACCACAUCAACUGGGACCCCAACUCCAAGCCCCACCACCACUUCAACUGGAACCCCAACUCCGACACCCACCACCACAUCAACUGGGACCCCAACUCCAACACCCACCACCACUUCAACUGGAACCCCAACUCCGACACCCACCACCACAUCAACUGGGACCCCAACUCCAAGCCCCACCACCACUUCAACUGGAACCCCAACUCCGACACUCACCACCACAUCAACUGGGACCCCAACUCCAAGCCCCACCACCACUUCAACUGGAACCCCAACUCCAACACCCACCACAUCAACUGGAACCCCAACCCCAAGCCCCACCACCACUUCAACUGGAAUCCCAACUCUGACACCCACUAGUACAGAGACUACCACCACCACCACAACCACAGAGACACCAAUCCCAUCCCCCACUACCACCUCAACAGAGACCCCAACCCCAACUCCCACCACCACUUUAACUGGAACCCCAACUCCGACACCCACCACCACAUCAACUGGGACCCCAACUCCGACACCUACCACCACUUCAACUGGAACCCCAACUCCGACACCCACCACCACUUCAACUGGGACCCCAACUCCAAGCCCCACCACCACUUCAACUGGAACCCCAACUCCGACACCCACCACCACAUCAACUGGGACCCCAACCCCAACACCCACCACCACUUCAACUGGAACCCCAACUCCGACACCUACCACCACAUCAACUGGGACCCCAACUCCAAGCCCCACCAGCACUUCAACUGGAACCCCAACUCCAACACCCACCACCACAUCAACUGGGACCCCAACUCCAAGCCCCACCACCACUUCGACUGUGACUCCAACUCCAACCCCCACCUCCACGUCAACAAUUGUGGAGACAUUCAGCACACCACUGACCCCGACGUCGACAGAACCAGUGGUCACUACAACGGGAGGUGCCACGUCCUCUUCACCCACGCCUGGCACCACCCCUCCAGGCUCGUCAACCUCGGGUCCUACCUCCUCGAAGACCACCCCCACCCACUGGACCACGACUGGGCCCCCUUCAUCCACCACCGGCUCGCCCUCCACACCCACACCCACGACUGUGUCAACAACCCCCAUAGGAGCCCCCACAUCGCCAGGACAGCCCUCGACCACGCCACCCACCACCAGCAUCUUGACCUCCACGGUGCCCCCAAUCAGCACCCCCAGGAUCAGCACAAGCACUAGCUUUGUCGCCUCCUCCUCGAUAGUCAUCUGCUGUUCUUUGAAUGAUACGUACUAUGCCCCAGGUGAGCUGGUGUACAAUGGCACCCACGGAGAUACCUGCUAUUACGUGAACUGCUCACUGGACUGCAAUCUCGAGUUCUUCAACUGGUCGUGCCCAUCCACGCCUACCACCCAGCCACCCACGACACCAAGCGUGCCGGCCACCUCCAAGCCUCUCCCUGCGUGCCCAGACUUCGAUCCUCCCAGACAGGAGAAUGAGACCUGGUGGCUGUGUAACUGCACCAUGGCCACGUGCAAGUACAACAACACCGUGGAGCUCGUGGAGGUGAAGUGCGACCCCCCGCCCAUGCCCACCUGCUCCAACGGCCUCGCGCCCGUGCGCGUCAUGGACCCCAAUGGGUGCUGCUGGCACUGGGAGUGCGACUGCUACUGCACGGGCUGGGGGGACCCGCACUACGUCACCUUCGAUGGGCUGUACUACAGCUACCAGGGCAACUGCACCUACGUGCUGGUGGAGGAGGCCACCCCCACCGUGGACAACUUCGGGGUGUACAUCGACAACUACCACUGCGACGUCAAUGACCAGGUGUCCUGCCCCCGCACGCUCAUCGUGCGCCACGAGACCCAGGAGGUGCUGCUCAAGACUGUGCACAUGAUGCCCGUGACGGUGCAGGUGCAGGUCAACAGACAGGUGGUGGCGCUGCCCUACAAGAAGUACGGGCUGCAGGUGUACGAGUCCGGCAUCAACUACGUGGUGGACAUCCCCGACCUGGGUGCCCUCAUCUCCUACAACGGCCUCUCCUUCUCUGUCCGGCUGCCCUACCGCCUCUUUGGCAACAACACAAAGGGCCAGUGUGGCACGUGCACCAACACCACCGCGGACGACUGCGUGCUGCCCAGCGGGGAGGUCACUGACGACUGCGAGGUCGCGGCUGACCAGUGGGUGGUGAAUGACCCCUCCAAGCCUCACUGUCCCCACAUCAGCUUCACCACCAGGAGCCCGGCCACCUCGCCGCCUGUGGGCCGCGGCACCACCGCGAGGAAGGACUGCGCGUCUCCCCUUUGCGAGCUCAUCAAGGACAGCUUGUUCGCCGAGUGCCACGCCCUGGCACCUCCCCAGCACUACUACGAGGCCUGCAUGUUCGACAGCUGCUUCGUGCCCAACUCGGGCCUGGAGUGCGCCAGCCUGCAGACCUACGCGGCCCUCUGUGCCCAGGAGGGCAUCUGCGUGGACUGGCGGAACCACACCCACGGAGCCUGCCCGGUGACGUGCCCUGCUCACCGGGAGUACCGGGCCUGUGGUCCUGCAGAAGAGCCCACCUGCAAGUCCAGCCCCUCCCAGCAGAACAGCACGCGCCUGGUGGAAGGCUGCUUCUGCCCCGAGGGCACCAUGAACUACGCCCCCGGCUUCGACGUCUGUGUGGACUUCUGCGGCUGUGUGGGGCCUGACAACGUGCCCAGAGAGUUUGGGGAGCACUUUGAGUUCGACUGCAAGCACUGCCUCUGCCUGGAGGGCGGCAGCGGCAUCACCUGCCGGCCCAAGACCUGUGCCCCGGAGCAGCGCGUGGAGUGCCGGGAGGACGGCACCUACCCCGUCAGGGAGGUCGACCCCUUGGACACCUGCUGCAACGUCACCUCCUGCAAGUGCAACGCCAGCCUGUGCAGGGAGCAGCCCCCGCUGUGCCCGCUGGGCUUCCAAGUGAAGAGCCAGAUGGUCCCUGGGCGGUGCUGCCCCCGCUACUCGUGUGAGCCCAAGGGCGUGUGUGUCAUCGACCAGGCCGAGUACCAGCCCGGCUCUCCAGUCUACUCGUCUAAGUGCCAGAACUGCAUCUGCACGGACCGCAGGGACAACGCCACGCAGCUCAACGUCAUCUCCUGCACCCACGUGCCCUGCAACACCUCCUGCAACCCCGGCUUCGAGCUUGUGGACGCCCCGGGGGAGUGUUGCAAGAAGUGCCAGCAGACCCAGUGUGUCAUCAACUUGCCCGACAACCAGAAGCUGGUCCUGAAGCCCGGGGACAGGAAGAGGGACUCCCUGGACAACUGCACCUUCUUCAGCUGCGUGAAGGCACACGACCAGCUCAUCUCCUCCGUCUCCAGCAUCACCUGCCCCGACUUUGACCCCAGCACCUGCCUCCCCGGCUCCGUCACGCUCAUGCGCAACGGCUGUUGCAGGAAAUGCAUCCCUCGCAAUGAGACCCGGGUCGCCUGCUCCACCAUCUCCGUCGUCAGGGAAAUUUCCUACGAUGGCUGCACCGCACUGGUGACCAUGAACGACUGCUCCGGGUCCUGUGGGACCUUUGCCAUGUACUCGGCCCAGGCGCAGUCCCUGGACCACAAGUGCUCCUGCUGCAAGGAGUAUCGCACCAGCCAGCGGGAGGUGACGCUGCAGUGCCCGGACGGCGGGACGCUCAGCCACACCUACACCCACAUCGAGAGCUGUCUGUGCCAGGACACCGUGUGCCAGCUGCCCUCCCAGCGCAGGACCCGGCGCUCCGGCCCCAGGGUCCUGGGCCCAGGGACGGGCUGAGCAGAGAGGGCUCGGCCACCGGGCCCGCUGCCACCGCCCGGCGUGUCCCCUCCCCCCGGUGAAUCUCCUCGCUUCUUCCACCUCCUACGCUGACUUUCUCUCCACGGAUAUUUAUUUUCUGAGCCUUUUUUCAACUCUUCGCUUUUCCAAAUAAACUUGGGCAACAAUGC
This is a messenger RNA of Sus scrofa (pig), 16139 nucleotides long. The record is from RefSeq and is a predicted model, not a curated record. Lineage: Eukaryota; Metazoa; Chordata; Mammalia; Artiodactyla; Suidae.